This is a messenger RNA of Syngnathus typhle (broad-nosed pipefish), 3651 nucleotides long. It is a transcript of the gene fyb1b, whose product is annotated as FYN binding protein 1 b. Lineage: Eukaryota; Metazoa; Chordata; Actinopteri; Syngnathiformes; Syngnathidae. Gene Ontology annotation, biological process: protein localization to plasma membrane; T cell receptor signaling pathway; integrin-mediated signaling pathway. Gene Ontology annotation, cellular component: plasma membrane. The record is from RefSeq and is a predicted model, not a curated record. The coding region runs from base 169 to 2355 and encodes 728 amino acids. Gene Ontology annotation, molecular function: protein binding. The transcript has 22 exons.
AAGUAGUCGACACGCACAAGUUGACACUCGCACACUGGCUGUUUUAUCGCUCUGUGACGAUUCCACUCAUGGUCUGUAGACUCUCUUGGACAGGUGCAUACAUUGACACACAGACACACACAGACACACACUGAAGCUGCUCCAGUCAGCAGGAGUGUUUUCCUCAACAUGGAAAACAAGGCCGACGUAAAGGCCAUCAUGGCUCGUUUUCAAGCCAACGCCGGGAGCUCCGACGAGAGCUCCUCGCCGUCACUAAAACACAAGACGCCCGUCAACGUCACCCUCUCAUCUGGUCCCCCCAUCCCGUCCAAGAAACCGGUCUUGGAGAGUCUCUCGGGCGGCACUUUAAAUCUACCGCCCAAACCGGCCGCCUACCUUAAAAGCUCAACUAAAAGUGACACCGAGGUGCCGGCGGCUAACAAAACGAAAGCAAUGGCGAGCCGAUUUAACAACAGCCUGGAGGAGACUACGGAUAAAAAACCUCUCCUUGAAAGAGGGCAAACAUCUCUGAAGUCACCGGAAGCAAAGUGGCCUGAAGUCAAAAGUCCCGGAGUGAAGCCCAUCCCCAAGCCGCCUCUGAGCACGACCCUUUCGAACCCCAGACUUCUAGGUCCUAAACCACCUCCGGCAGCAUCUAAACCGACCUGGCUUAAAGAGGAGAGCAGCGAAGGCUCGCCGAUAAACCCGGCGCCGCCCAAAGAGCCUCCUCUGCACCGCAAACCCAACAGCAGCAUCGUCAAGUUACGGCAGCAGAGCGAGCCCGACAAACCUUCGCCGCCGGCAAACGUCGAGACUUUCAAAAACAAACCCGAGAGUGACCUCAACGUGGACGCCAAAGCGCCUCUCAAUCCCGCCGUCCCUCCACCGAAACCCCCGGCGAGUCGAAAGCCCAGUUUGAAAAUUCCGCCCAGUGCCUCUAUUCAGAACACUAAUAUUGAUUCGGAACCCAAACGCAGGCCGCUCCCAAACUUGCUCACAUGGGGCCCUGCGCCCGUCAAACCAAAACGACCCCCCAAAGUAGACUUGAGUGGCUUUCGAAGAGCAGCCGUGAUCUUUAAUGGAAAUAACGCCGUCAACAAACCAGUGCCCCCACCUCCCUUAACGUUUGGCACAAAUCGGCCUGAGCCGCCUCAAAGUGCACUUCCAAGUCUGCCUCCACGACCUUCUGGAACCAUUGUGCGGGAAGAAUCCUAUGACGAUGUUGAUGCUGUGAAGAUCAACUCGAACCUUCCUCCUCCUCUGCCGCCAUCCACAGGUCAUCCAAGCCUGAGGCCAAAGGAAGAAGACGAUGACGACAGCGGCGAUAUGUACGAGCCUCUUGAUGAAGAGGCGUGGGACGAACACGAGAAGACAAAAGAAAAAGAGGAGAGACGACAAGUUGAGGCCGAGAAGAAAGAACAGAAGGGGCGAGAGAAGAAAGAACAAGACGCCAGGAAGAAGUUCAAGAUUGUGGGCGCCGUGGAGGUGAUUCAUCAAGGCAAAGCUGGCGUGGAUUACAAAGGCAGCAAGACGGAAUUGGCGCUCAAGCGAGGCGACUGUCUGGACAUUAUUCGAAUCCAAGGCAACCCAGAGGGCAAAUGGUUGGGACGAAAACAAGAUGGAACCAUUGGCUAUGUGAAGACAACUUCAGUGGAAAUUGACUUCAACACACUGAAGACUCAUCAAGCUCAGCAGGGCUCUACCAGCUCUGAACUCUACGAUGACGUCGGCGUGGCGUCGUCGGACAGCAGUGGAAUCAGUGGACAAGGAGUCUUUUUACCGCCUCCCCCAACAGAUGACGAACUUUAUAAUGAUGUCAUCGAUCCGGAUUUGGAUGUGAGUCGUCCUUUGCCCAGGAUGUCUGUUAAGACGUUUGACCUCCUGAAGAUUUUUGAGCGAAACAGACGUCCAGACAGCACUAAAGUACUGCCUCCACCCACCCAGUUUACAGCCGGCGAAAGUUCAGUCGAUGAAGAGCUCUACUAUGACGUUGACGCCCAAAACCUGCCGCCUCCUCCUCCCAUCAGCAGCAUCCCAACCCUGAGAGGCAGAGGCAAGGAAGAAGAAUGUGACCCAAAGAAAAUGAAAAAGUUUGACAAAGAAGAGAAAGAUUUCAGGAAAAAGUUUAAGUACGAUGGCGGAAUUCAGGUGUUGUAUCAGGUGACAGUCAGCCCCGCUGCUGUCAACAAAAAGUGGAGCAGCAAAGAGCUGGCGGUCAAACCCGGGGAGAAACUCGACGUGAUCGUCAAGCCCGUCGACAACAAAAUGAUUUGUCGCAAUGAGGAGGGCAAGUUUGGUUAUGUUUCAAUGAGCAACAUUUGCAUGGACGACAUUUACGACGAUAUCGGCGAUGAUUGCAUCUAUGAUAACGACUGAUGAACACCCCACAUCCUGUGUAAAAACAUACAUGUCGUCAAAUAUUUAAAAUGUUAUUUAAUUGUGUUUGGAUGUCUUCACUCAACUGUGUUUUGGCUACUUUUUUUUUUUUUUUUUAAAUAAUAUAAACGGUAACAGUAUUUACACUUCAUUUUAAUUUAUGUGAAGGAUAUUCAAAUGUUCUCAGGUUUGUAUACACAAUGCUUCAUUAACUUUCCCUGUGAGAUGCCAUUACAAGUUUAAAUGAAAAAUGUUUUUCUAAAUUAACGUAUGGCCUAAUGAGACAUACACAAUUUAAUAAUAAUUAAUAUUAAUUCAAUAAAUAUAUAUUUUAAAAAACUAGGCCUGUAUUUAUAUAAACAACAUGCAUUUCCUGACUAUUUUAUCAGGCUUGAACAAAGUCUUUGUCAUAUUGUUAUUUGUAAUAUAAUAAACUUGCCCCCUGAGACGUCGGGGGGAAAACAACUUUUGCUGCUUGUAUCAAUAUAAUAUAGUAUAUCUUACAUCCUAGGCAAAAAAAAUAAAACAAACAUGAUGACGCCAUUAGUCAUGCAGCUUCACAUUUGGCAAUUAUCUCCACACAGAUGUAAUUAACGUCAAAAUGGAAUCACAAAUAUAAUUGUUUUUCAAAAUAAGUACCAUUUUUUUACCUUGUGGCCACUUUUGACCAGGCUGAGUAACUUUUAACUGUUGCAUUCGUCGUCUGGCUCGUCCGUGUAGCUUCUUUUUAUUUCACUAAUAUUGAAAUGCGCUGCAAAUUAAUCAAAAGUACAAAACAGCCGUUGGCCUUUUCCCAUCAAAGUAAAACUUCUAUUCAACAGGAAAUUCAAAAAUAAAAGGGAGAGUAUUGCAGUAAAUUUAGCUAUUAAAACAUUUCUUAUUUUUAUUAUCUUGCGUGGUUAAACUACAUUUUGGCCAUGCUUGCACUAACACUAUUCCGACUGGGAGUGGUGGGGGCGCUGUGUUGUCUUUGAUUCACUAGAAUAGAAGAAGAAAAAGGCGGAAGUGAACGUCCUUGUCUCCAACAUGGCUCCCCCCGUAGCAGUAUCGCCACUCAUCAAGACGGCCCGGUGGUCUGCCCUGUUGCUCGGCGUCUUCUAUGGCAAACAGAGGUUUGAGUACCUGAAGCCCAUCGCAGCGGAGGAGCGGAAGGUGGAGGAGGCUGAAAAGAAGGCUCGCGAGGAGCAGGAGCGCAUUGCCAAAGAAUUGGCCGAAGCCAAUUCAGAUACCAUCCUCAAGUGAGCUACUUAGCCUCCAUUAUGUUCUAAAUCAAAUAAAAGAUUGUUUUUCAUGUGA